CCUCUGUUACCUCAUGGCCAAGUCCAAGAAGAACAAGCAACCCGAUCCGCCGUCGCUGGUCGAGGCCGGAUCUGCCAAGAAGCGCAAGACUGAAAAUGGUAGUGCACAGAGACGCAAACGUUCAAAGGCAACGGAAAACACCAAUAUGAGUAAAAUCAAGGGGCAGCGAUUCAAUGGAAAGCUUGUGGUGCCGGAAAAGACGCGUGUUGCUGGAAAGCUUGUUAAACCGGCAGCAAAGAAGGCUAAUGAGGGUGUGACCGAGGAUGACUUUGCAUCGUUCGGUUCUGACGAUGAGGAAGCGGCAAGUGAUGAGGAAGGCGUUCCUGCAGCGGAAAAAGCAGCGCUGUUUGACUCUGAUUCUGAGCUGGCAGACGAGAAUGACGACCCGCUUGCCGAUGGAUCUGACGACGAUGUCAUGUUGACGGACGAGGAAGAGGAGCAGGCACGCGGCAUGUUUUCUGACUCUGAUGACGAGGAACUCUUGACGGCUGCCAACAUGGAGGCCAUGUCUCGCAAGAUUGACGAGGAGGAAGCCGAAGAUGAGGAGCUUGCUGAGCAAGAAUUGCUCGAACCCGGUAUGGAGGCGCCUCAAAUUCUGCCAUCACAAGAUGAAUUGGAUGCUGGUGGCAGUCAAGACCUCAAGGUGGUCUCAUCACGUUUGCAAGAAAUUGUGCGCGUGCUUUCAGACUUCAAGUCACUUGGAGAAGCGGGCAAGUCACGGCAAGAGUACGUUGAUCAGUUCACACGCGAUGUCAUCACCUACUUUGGCUACUCGGAGUACCUCGCAGAGCGGUUCAUUUCCUUCUUCUCACCAGGAGAAGCACUCGCCUUUUUCGAAGCUAAUGAGACACCGCGACCUAUUGUCAUCCGUGUCAAUACUCUCAAGACAACCAAGCGAGAUCUCUCAAAAGCGCUCAUUGACCGUGGUGUCAAUCUCGGCGAAGUCGGCAAAUGGACCAAAUGUGCCUUGCAAAUUCAUGAGUCGACCGUGCCGAUUGGUGCCACCCCUGAAUACAUGGCAGGUCACUACAUUCUACAAGCAGCAUCAUCGCUCGUGCCCGUAUUGGCGCUGAAACCUGUGUCUGGCGACAAGGUGCUCGACAUGGCAGCAGCACCAGGCGGCAAGACCUCGUUCUUGGCACAAGAAAUGAAGAAUGGUGGAGUGAUCAUCGCAAAUGAAGUCUCAAAGAGAAGACAAAAAUCCCUUGUCGGCAAUGUCGUUCGCAUGGGUUGUCGCAAUGUCGUUUCGGUUGGAUUUGAUGGUCGUGAUUUCGGUGCCGGCAAGACUGGUGUCGGUGCCUUUGACAAGGUAUUGCUUGAUGCGCCUUGUUCAGGCACUGGUGUCAUUCACAAGGAUCCUUCCGUCAAGACGAACCGUACAGAGAAAGACUUCCAGGUGGUCUCGCAACUACAACGGCAGCUCUUGUUGUCUGCUAUUGACAGUCUCAAGGUGGAUGGUGUUGUUGUGUACUCGACCUGUUCAGUCAUGAUUGACGAGAAUGAAAUGGUGGUGGACUACGCGCUGCGCAAUCGCAAUGUCAAGCUGGAGAAAAUUGAAGUGAACGUUGGUGAGCAAGGGCUUACAAGCUUCAAGGAAAAACGCUUCCAUCCAACCCUCAACCUCACAAAGCGCUUCUACCCGCAUGUACACAACAUGGACGGCUUCUUCGUGUCGCGACUACGAAAACUUGGCAAUGAAAAGGCGGCGACACCAGCAACAGUUAAGAAUAUCGCCAAGGCUGAGGAAGAAAUUGACGCAACUGUUUUGGAACAGGUCGAGGAGGAUGACGAGGGUGUUCCCGUAUUUGACAAUUCAGAGGAUGAUCAGAUUAUUGCAGAGGGACGUCGGCAUGAGUUGCGUAAGAAGGGCAAGAGGAUUGGCUCGAAACCCGUUGAAGAGGAUCCGGCACCUGUGAAGCAGAGUAAGCCUGAGCCUACAUUGAGCAAGCAGCCAAAGAAGCCAGCAUUCAAGAAGGACCGGCCGAAGCCCAAGAUUAUCGAUUAUGGCAAGCCGCAGAAGUAGUGUUUAUAGUGACACUAUGCUGCGGGAUUUGGAUGUUCCUGGUCGCGGGAUGACACUAUAUCCUGAUACUACACUUCAAUGGUCUAUACAAUCAUCGUUCACCUUGUAGCUAAAGCAGAGCAUAUCGAAACACUCAAGGCAAAGCUUGUUGAGGCUUCUCAAGUCUACAGCAAGGACAAGGAAACUAUUUCAUGGUUCGUUCACCAAUCUGUGCAGAAUCCUGCCGAAUUUGCCAUUAUCGAGCGCUUUGAUCAAGAGUCUUCCCAAGAAGAACACCUCACCAAUCCCUACUGGAAGACGUUUGACCCUUACGUCAAGCCAUUGCUUACUAAACCCAUGGAUUUGCGUCGCUUCGAAGAGCUCGACACGAGCAAGACUGUGCAAGUUCCAGAAAAGACUUGGUCGGCUACGGACUACACAUUUUAA
Molecule: messenger RNA, 2449 nt
Organism: Protomyces lactucae-debilis
Lineage: Eukaryota; Fungi; Ascomycota; Taphrinomycetes; Taphrinales; Protomycetaceae
Product: NOL1/NOP2/sun family-domain-containing protein
Exons: 2
Coding region: 14-2023 (669 amino acids)
Biological process (GO): rRNA base methylation; maturation of LSU-rRNA
Cellular component (GO): nucleolus
Molecular function (GO): RNA binding; rRNA (cytosine-C5-)-methyltransferase activity
Source: RefSeq, a predicted model, not a curated record